Molecule: messenger RNA, 1728 nt
Organism: Parnassius mnemosyne (clouded apollo)
Lineage: Eukaryota; Metazoa; Arthropoda; Insecta; Lepidoptera; Papilionidae
Source: the annotation of a GenBank genome assembly
AUGAAAUUAUUAUACUUUUUCUUUUUGUGGUGCGUCACAGUCAAUUGUGAUGAACAUACACACACCUAUAAAGAUGGAGAGCAAGUCGUUCUAUGGAUGAACACCGUAGGCCCAUAUCAUAAUCGACAAGAGACGUAUGCGUAUUUUUCUUUACCGUUUUGUGUUGGUACAAAAGUUACCAUCGGGCACUACCAUGAAACCUUAUCCGAAGCAUUGCAAGGCGUUGAAUUGGAAUUUAGUGGUUUGGAUAUUACAUUCAAAGACAACGUUCCAGCGCAGCAGUUUUGCGGCAUAGAAUUGAACGAUCAGUCUUAUAAAGCACUUGUGUAUGCGGUGAAGAAUCAUUAUUGGUAUCAAAUGUAUAUAGAUGAUCUACCAAUAUGGGGUAUAGUAGGCGAAAUCGACGGCGAUCAUCAUUAUAUUUGGACCCACAAGAAGUUUGAUAUUGGUUAUAAUGGUAAUAGGAUUGUAGAAGUUAACCUUACCGCUGAAAACAAGGAACGACUUGUACCUGAUGCUAAGAUCCCUUUCACGUAUGAGGUGAACUGGAAGAAGAGCAAUAUUCGAUUUGAAGAUCGUUUUGACAAAUAUUUAGAUCCAAAUUUUUUCCAGCAUAGAAUUCAUUGGUUUAGUAUCUUUAAUAGUUUUAUGAUGGUAAUAUUUUUAGUGGGACUUGUGUCAAUGAUUCUUAUGAGAACUUUACGUAAAGACUAUGCUAGGUAUUCAAAAGAUGAUGAUCUUGAUGAUCUAGAGAAAGAUUUGGGGGAUGAAUAUGGAUGGAAGCAAGUACAUGGCGAUGUGUUUAGACCUGUACCACACUUAGCCUUAUUUUCAGCUCUUGUUGGUGCAGGCUAUCAACUAACAGUAGUAACAUUAGCUGUUAUUAUUUUUACAAUAUUUGGGGAACUCUAUACUGAGAGAGGUUCUUUACUUUCAACGGCAAUCUUUAUAUAUGCUGCAACUUCACCGGUUAAUGGUUAUUUUGGUGGUUCCUUGUACUCUAGAAUGGGUGGUAAACUCUGGAUAAAACAAAUGUUGUUGUCUGCUUUUCUGCUCCCUGUACUAGUUUGUGGUACAGCAUUCUUUAUCAACUUUAUUGCAAUGUACUACCAUGCGUCCCGGGCUAUUCCAUUUGGCAGUAUGAUUGCUGUAAUGUCUAUUUGCACAUUUGUAAUUUUACCUCUGACACUAGUGGGAACUGUUCUUGGAAGAAAUUUAGCAGGACAACCUGAUUAUCCUUGCCGUAUUAAUGCAGUACCUAGGCCUAUUCCAGAAAAGAAAUGGUUUAUGGAACCAUUUGUCAUUAUUAUUAUGGGAGGUAUUUUGCCUUUUGGUUCUAUAUUUAUUGAAAUGUAUUUUAUAUUCACAUCAUUUUGGGCGUACAAGAUUUACUAUGUCUAUGGGUUUAUGUUGUUGGUGUUCUUGAUUCUAAUGAUAGUAACAGUUUGUGUGACUAUUGUGUGUACAUACUUUUUGUUAAAUGCUGAAGACUAUCGUUGGCAGUGGACUAGUUUCCUGUCAGCUGGAAGUACUGCCUUGUAUGUUUAUCUCUAUUCAUUCUAUUACUUUAUCUUUAAAACUAAGAUGUAUGGAUUGUUUCAAACUACUUUCUACUUUGGCUACAUGGCUCUGUUUAGUCUUGCCCUUGGUGUCAUUUGUGGCACUGUAGGUUAUGUAGGAACAAGCAUAUUUGUCAGGAAAAUAUAUUCCACAGUUAAAAUUGAUUGA